This is a messenger RNA of Cuscuta campestris, 2822 nucleotides long. Lineage: Eukaryota; Viridiplantae; Streptophyta; Magnoliopsida; Solanales; Convolvulaceae. The record is from the annotation of a GenBank genome assembly.
GACAUCAACCCAUCAUCCUAUAUUCCAUUCCGCUUUAACCAGUCCAUGUGACUAUUUUUUGUUGUUGCUGCUGAAAUAGGCCCGAAUAUUUGGUGGAAUCUUGAGUUUGAUUUUCAUGUUUGUAUUCAUUUUUUUUAUAAUUCUCUCCCACAGAAGACCAAAGUUUGGAUUUUAAUGUCUGGGGUUUUGCUAAAGAUCCAAAUUUCUUUGAUAUUUUAAGAUUUAUUUUGUUUCCCUUUUGUUUCGUUUUGGAGUGCUGUGUUUGGUGGGUGUUUGAGGAAUGUUUAUUUCCAUAGAGGAGGAGAAAGCCUCACUGUCAAAUGGUGAAGAAUGGGUAAAAUCGGCAUUAAUGGAGUCAGACCCGGACUCCAUUAAUGGAAAGCUUGAAGCUUCUGAAGAGUCUCCCGCCGUAUCUUUCUCUGAGGAUAAGCAUGAGCUUGAACAGAGAAUCAUGUCUCUAGAAGGGGACAUUGUAAAUUUGAGGAUAAGACAGAGAGCAUUAGAUGAAAAAAGGAGAGAAGCAUUGAAGAAGAUAAUAGAUGCCAAAGGCUGCAUUAGGCUGUUUUGUCGGGUUCGGCCAUUCUUAGCAACGGAUAGGACGACAAGGAGGACUCAUCAAUGCCUUUUAGUUGAACCCGAGAAGAUUCAGGUCAGAUCUGGUGGUGGUGGAGGAGGGGGAGGCACGAAGGAAUUUGGAUUUGACAAGGUUUUCCCCCAAGAAGCAAGUCAAGAGGAUGUUUUCAUCGAGGUUCAACCGAUACUACGAUCUGCACUUGAUGGGCACAAUGUUUGUAUAUUAGCUUAUGGACAGACAGGGACUGGCAAGACUUACACAAUGGAUGGAAGUAGCACCUCCCCCGGGAUCAUACCUCGUGUUCUAGAAGAGCUGUUUCGCCACAAAGCCUCUUCGGAUGGAUCUACAAAUUACACGUUUUCAAUCAGCAUGCUUGAGGUUUACUUGGGUCAUCUUAGGGAUUUGCUUGCUCCAAAACCUUCCUCCAAAGUUUAUGCUUCAUCAAGAUGCAUUCUGAAUAUUCAAACGGAUGCAAAAGGAUCGGUUGAUAUUGAUGGCCUCAUGGAAAUGGAGAUAUCAAACUACACAAAAGCAAAGUGGUGGUAUAGUAAGGGGAGGCGGGUGAGAUCAACUUCAUGGACCAAUGUCAACGAAGCUUCUAGCAGAUCACACUGCUUGACAAGGAUAACCAUAUGUCGCACCGAUGAUGCUACGGGGGGUAAACCCCAAGUGAGCAAACUAUGGAUGGUGGAUCUUGGGGGCAGCGAACGGAUACUCAAAACGGGAGCAACUGGCCAAACGCUUGACGAGGGAAGGGCCAUUAAUCUCUCCCUCUCAGCUCUAGGUGAUGUCAUUGCAGCCCUAAGAAGAAAGAAAGGCCACGUUCCUUACAGGAAUAGCAAAUUGACACAAAUUCUCAAGGAUUCUCUAGGAAAUGGUUCCAAGGUUUUGAUGUUAGUUCAUGCAAGCCCCUGCGAAGAGGACAUUGUCGAGACAACAUGCUCAUUUACUUUUGCAAAGAGGGCAAGGGCUGUGGACUGCAACCGUAAUCUCUCACAAGAAGCAAAGAAGAAAAAAGAGAAUAAGAUUGCGGAGCUUCAAGAGCAAAUGGUGGAAGACGAAGAAGAAGGCCAAAACCUAAGACACCGGAUAGAAAACGCCAAACGUUUGCUAAGCGAAACCAGAAAAACACUCUCAAUGAUGACUCGCGGGCCUCCCGAGGAUGACGAGAAGUGCCACGUCAGCGCACGAGAAGAAGACUUCGGUCAACUCAUCAAAAAACCCGAGAAAACAGCCCCGAGAAGGAUUGUUUCUACCAACUCAAUGCCUCGGUUCAUGACGUCCACUGUGGCGAGUCGCCAAAGAGAAAGCCCAACCGAGAGGCAAAUGGACAUCAGGCCCAAGACUUUCAGGUACUGGGCCAAAAGUUCGGUCCAAAUUCCGCCGGGUUCUCAAUCGGUCAGCUAUUCCGAUCCCCGUUUGAAACAUUUCCUAAGAAACACAGAAAAAAAGGAGGGAUUGUGUGAUGACACAAAAAAGGCGUCUGCUCAUUCGAACCCCAACGCAAAAGUCGCUGCUGGGCGACAUAGACGAAGAAUGUCUGAUUGCCUCUAAGCUAAUGUACACUUGAUUGAGGUAAUUUCACUGCCUUCAGUGUAUUCGUCCAGUUUAAUUUUUUUCAAUGACCAGACAAACUUUGAUUAUUAAUUAAAUAAAAACCGCAUUGCAUAUUGAUAAAAAAUGAUUUCAUUAAAUUUAUCGUGCAAAAAAACUUUCAAAAUUAACAUGCAAUGUGUUUUUUAUUUAAUUGAUGAUCAAAGUUAGCAGAGUUUGACUGGAAAAAAACAAAGCAAAUUCACUAGGACAAGAGGAGUAUUAGUUUGACACACAUCGUGUCGUUUUAGAAUUUUCACAUCACCCACUAGUGGUUGGUGAGGGCUACUUUGUUCACCAACGACGUGACAUCACCAGAAUUGUUUGUCACGGUUCUGGUGAUGUCACGUCAAUGGUGGACACUAAACCCGCUCACGUUUGGUAUGUGGACGGGAGUCAAGUGGCUCGCGGAUGAUUUGUUUGAAACUGGUUGUUGUUUGGGAGAGUUUUCAGAUGAUGGGUUAAAUUCAAAGUUUCUUUAGAAAAGUGAAUUUUGGUUUUUGGUUUUGGUUGUUGAUGAGUGGCUGUAAAAUUGGGGAGUGAUUUUUUGUUCUUGAGUGCUCUUACUAGUUUCUAUUUUUGUGUUGGGGUAAUUUUUUUUUUUUUUGGACUGGGUUUGUUGUUGGGUGCUAAUCCAUGUCUGAUUCUUGUAAGU